Molecule: messenger RNA, 6525 nt
Organism: Mya arenaria
Lineage: Eukaryota; Metazoa; Mollusca; Bivalvia; Myida; Myidae
Product: tetratricopeptide repeat protein 7B-like
Exons: 21
Coding region: 103-2592 (829 amino acids)
Biological process (GO): phosphatidylinositol phosphate biosynthetic process; protein localization to plasma membrane
Cellular component (GO): plasma membrane
Molecular function (GO): protein binding
Source: RefSeq, a predicted model, not a curated record
GAUGACAGUCGACCAGUUUUUUCGUGUUUUCUGUAUUAUUCUGAAAAACAUUUAUAUUUUGUGAGCAUUAAAUCCACAUUUUUAAUAUAAUGUAAAACACAAAUGGCGGCAAUGGCAAAACCAUCAAGACUUCAGUCUGAAAUUGAAAAGUGCCGGGUCGAAGGGUUGUGGUCAAAAGCUUUAGAACUUGUCAAACAACUUUCUUCAAAAAGCACUGGAAUAGAUUACUAUGUACCUUUCAUUCUUGGAGAGAGUAGCUUAGAGGCCUAUUGUAAAGAAAACCCAGUCUCAGAACAUGCUACAAGUGGGGGAUCUACCGCUGCUCUUGAUGAAGCUGAAAGACACCUCAAGAUUUGUGUCAAAGAAAAUGGCAAGUUGCAGUUUGAGGCCAAUCUGCUGCUUGCGAAGGUUAAUUUUUACCAGUGCCAGUACCAGUCGGCCCUCACUCUGUAUGAGAAUUCCAACCUUGACUCAGUCUCAGUGAAAUCGUCCUCCCCAAGAAUGCUUCAUAUCGUCGCAGAGGCAUUUGCUCUAAAGGGCUUGUGCUUAGAGAAGUUGCCAGUGGGUUCUACCAGCAAGUUCAAGACCGCUGAGAGGGAGGAGAAAAUCAUUGCUUGCUUCGAGAUGGCCGGGGACCUCAGCCUCUUGUAUCUGCAGGAAAAGGAGAAGGCUGUUUCUUCUUGGGGUGGAGGAUCACAGCAGGACGUUGAUGGCUGCAAUAUGGGUGAUAUUCUGGAGACAGCUGUACAACAGUCACCAAUAUACUACAUCAGACGAGGGGAACUGGACAAAGGAAUAAAAAGAUUUAGAGACCUUCUCACAGCUGUAGAGACCAGAUACACCCAGCAUCUUAGACUGACCCUGGCUCGCCAGUUAGCGGAAGUGUUAUUGCGGGGCGUAUGUGAAAGUUCCUACGUUCAAACGGUCUCCAAGAAACAAGCGCAAAAUGACAGGAACAAUCUUUCCCCAAGGAAAUAUGCCGCUGACAGGGUGUUCGUUCCAACUAAUCAAACAGAAGAAGCCUUGUUGCUGCUGUUGAUUGCUGAAGCUGUUUCGACAAGGGAGGCAAUUCUGAACCGCACUGUGGAACACUUGGAAGGAAGACUACACACGUUCCACAACGCCUCUGCGGUGUUUGACCUUCUUGCCAUCGCCCUCGUAAAGAAGGCACACUUCCAUAAGUUGGUUGAUUCGUUUGAGCGAGCCAUGAAGUUUUCUUUUGAAGAAUAUCAUAUUUGGCAGCAAUUUGCCAAUUCACUUAUUUGUGACAGACAGUAUGAGAGGGGACUGCAAGUAUUACGAGAGUGUCAUAGACUGAGACCGAAGUUUAUAAUCCCUGUAUUACAGGCAGCUAAAAUCUGCUAUGAACAUCUGCAUAAGUAUGAUGAUGGUAUAGAGUUUUCCCAACUUGCCAUGGAGGCGGGAGAAGAUCACCCGAUGUCAUCUCGUGCAUAUGUGGCUCUUGGCAUCGGCUACUGUCUGAAAGCCGGCAAUAUGAAGCUUCAGGGAGAACGCCAAUUACUCCAUAACAAGGCACUUAAGGCUUUCCAGAAAGCCCAUAUUCUGGACCCCAACGACUACCUCUCUCUCUUCCACCUCGCAUUACAGAUGGGCAUUCUCAGACAGAUUGAGGAGGCUGUACGUUACACCAAGCUGGCCCUGAAGUACUAUAGUGAUCAUGUACACUCGUUACAUCUGCUGGUGCUGCUACUCACUGCACAAAAACAAUACCAGGAUGCCAUGGAACUCUGUAAUGCAGCACUUGAAGAAUAUCCUGACAAUAUCAGUCUGCUGUUUACCAAGUGUAGAAUAGAGGAGGUGCUUUAUGGGCCUGAGAGAGCACUCAACACUUGCAAGAAAAUGAUGAAACUAUGGAAACAAUUACAUGAAAUACAGUCAGAUGUGUCGGACACAGUUAGCGUCAAACAAAAGCAUUCACUCUCUACUAUGGACCGUUCACAGUUUGACAGAAGAAGCCAUGCCUUUCUUCAGUUGAACGAGGUGGCUGAGAGGGAAGGUUCAGUGCGUGCAGAGUCCCUAGCAGUAUCGAGGAUAGAGCAAACCCUGUCGGACCUCGCAUCCUCCAGUCUCGGUAAGGAAGGGUCACAGUCUGCGUCUGAAUCUCGCACGCUCAAACUCCAGGGACAGAUCUGGAUGCAUCUCAGUGAUCUCUACUUGUCCAUGGACAAAGUGGCGGAAGCAGAGUCAUGUGUUCAAGAGACGGCCUCCUUGUUUCCCCUCUCACAUCAAAUCUCGUACAUGAGAGGUAGAAUACACGAACACAAGCAUCAGUUUAAAGAGGCAAAGGAGCGGUUUGAGAGUGCAAUAUCCCUGAACCCUUACCACACUAAGAGUUUACAACACUUGGGCAUGGUGCUACAUUAUCUCGAUAAUAACAAGUUGGCAGAAAAGGUGCUUAGAGAUGCUGUCAACACAGACCCCACCUCAGAUAUUUCCUGGCAUUGUCUGGGUGUGGUGUUAGAAGCUCUCGGCCAAUCACAGGCCUCUGUCAACUGUCAGGUGACUGCCCUUGACCUUGAGGGUUCCAGCCCCGUCGUCCCCUUCACUGUCAUUCCAAGACUUAUGCAAUAGAGGCUCAACAAGAUUUUUCUGUGGGAUCAACUUCUGAAAUUAUUGAACAAAAAAACUAUUUUCUAGAAUCAUUGAACAAAAUGUUGUUUUUUUGCAUGUCAAAUUGCAAGGCUAUAUUUCUGAGAUUCACCAAAAUUUAGUAUUGAAUUGUUAGAAGAUUAUAAAAAAUAAUUAAAUAACCAGUAAAACAAACUAAUAAAUUGUUUUUAAAAGAAAUGUAGAUGGAUUUAACAGUCAUGAAAAAUGUUGCAAUUAAUUGCUCAGUGCAUAAUACUAUUCAUGAUUAAUCUGUUGGAGUCAAUUAAACUUCUAACAUUGUUCAUUAUUUUUACAAUACAACAUGAUUACCUAACCAUUUGUUUUCCUAGUCUGUGAUACAGUGGUGUUGUAUAUUUUAAAAUUUCAUAAUUUUGUCAUUGUAAUUUUCUUUGUUAAUUGUGUUAUAUUUCCCAUCGUAAUCAUUUUCACCUCAUUUGUGUUUGGAUAAUAUAUAAUUAUACUUGUACCAAAGUGUAACUAGUUGGUGGUUUAAGUGCAUUUUUAUUAAACUGCUUAGUUCUUAAUUAGCUGGGUUAAGUGUUAGUUGAAAACUGUUUUAUAUACAUGUAUUGUUAGCUUGUUUUUUUCUGAAGAAAAAAAUGUUUAGGUAUUGUGAUAGUGUUGGUAUUGUGUUGUUAUUGUCAUCCAUGGCAUCAUUGUGCUAAAACUUUAAAAAUGGCCAUAACCCAAAAUCAGUUUAAAGAUAUUCAAACUUUGUAAAUACAUGUUACAAGAGACAAUAUUCCAGUAUGACGCAAUACUCAUAACUCUAUCAAUAGCUUUAAUAGUUGACGAGUAAAGCUCCUUUUAAGCUCAGUGAAUCAACAACAGACAAACCCUGCCAUCCACGUGAAGUGCUCUUGAUUUCAUUUUUGUAAUGAUAUACUGGUAUCAUGGGUUCUUUAUGCUGUCAUUCUGGUAUCGUGCGUUCUCUACGCUGUCAUACUGGUAUCGUUGGUUCUCUAUGCUGUCAUACUGGUAUCAUGGGUUCUCUAUGCUGUCAUACUGGUAUCAUAGGUUCUCUAUGCUGUCAUACUGGUAUCAUGGGUUCUUUACGCUGUCAUACUGGUAUCAUGGGUUCCCUAUGAUUACAUACUGGUAUCAUGGGUUCUCUGUGCUGCCAUACUGGUAUCAUUGGUUCUCCAUGUUGACAUACUGGUAUCAUGGGUUCUCUGUGCUGCCAUACUGGUAUCAUGGGUUCUCUGUGCUGCCAUACUGGUAUCAUGGGUUCUCCAUGUUGACAUACUGGUAUCAUGGGUUCUCUGUGCUGCCAUACUGGUAUCAUGGGUUCUCCAUGUUGACAUAUUGGUAUCAUGGGUUCUCUAUGUUGACAUACUGGUAUCAUGGGUUCUCUGUGACGUCACACUGGUAUCAUGGGUUCUCCAUGUUGACAUACUGGUAUCAUGGGUUCUCCAUGUUGACAUAGUGGUAUCAUGGGUUAUCCAUGUUGACAUACUGGUAUCAUGGGUUCUCCAUGUUGACAUACUGGUAUCAUGGGUUCUCAAUGUUGUCAUACUGGUACCAUGGGUUCUCCAUGUUGACAUACUGGUAUCAUGGGUUCUUCAUGUUGACAUACUGGUAUCAUGGGUCCUCCAUAUUGACAAACUGGUAUCAUGGGUUCUCUAUGCUGUCAUACUGGUAUCAUGGGUUCACUAUGUUGACAUACUGGUAUCAUGGGUUCUCCAUGUUGUCAUACUGGUAUCAUGGGUUCUCUAUGCUGUCAUACUGGUAUCAUGGGUUCACUAUGUUGACAUACUGGUAUCAUGGGUUCUCCAUGUUGACAUACUGGUAUCAUGGGUUCACUAUGUUGACUGUUUUAUAUACAUGUAUUGUUAGCUUGUUUUUUUCUGAAGAAAAAAAUGUUUAGGUAUUGUGAUAGUGUUGGUAUUGUGUUGUUAUUAUCAUCCAUGGCAUCAUUGUGCUAAAACUUUAAAAAUGGCCAUAACCCAAAAUCAGUUUAAAGAUAUUCAAACUUUGUAAAUACAUGUUACAAGAGACAAUAUUCCAGUAUGACGCAAUACUCAUAACUCUAUCAAUAGCUUUAAUAGUUGACGAGUAAAGCUCCUUUUAAGCUCAGUGAAUCAACAACAGACAAACCCUGCCAUCCACGUGAAGUGCUCUUGAUUUCAUUUUUGUAAUGAUAUACUGGUAUCAUGGGUUCUUUAUGCUGUCAUUCUGGUAUCGUGCGUUCUCUACGCUGUCAUACUGGUAUCGUUGGUUCUCUAUGCUGUCAUACUGGUAUCAUGGGUUCUCUAUGCUGUCAUACUGGUAUCAUAGGUUCUCUAUGCUGUCAUACUGGUAUCAUGGGUUCUUUACGCUGUCAUACUGGUAUCAUGGGUUCCCUAUGAUUACAUACUGGUAUCAUGGGUUCUCUGUGCUGCCAUACUGGUAUCAUUGGUUCUCCAUGUUGACAUAUUGGUAUCAUGGGUUCUCUAUGUUGACAUACUGGUAUCAUGGGUUCUCUGUGCUGCCAUACUGGUAUCAUGGGUUCUCCAUGUUGACAUACUGGUAUCAUGGGUUCUCUGUGCUGCCAUACUGGUAUCAUGGGUUCUCCAUGUUGACAUAUUGGUAUCAUGGGUUCUCUAUGUUGACAUACUGGUAUCAUGGGUUCUCUGUGACGUCACACUGGUAUCAUGGGUUCUCCAUGUUGACAUACUGGUAUCAUGGGUUCUCCAUGUUGACAUAGUGGUAUCAUGGGUUAUCCAUGUUGACAUACUGGUAUCAUGGGUUCUCCAUGUUGACAUACUGGUAUCAUGGGUUCUCAAUGUUGUCAUACUGGUACCAUGGGUUCUCCAUGUUGACAUACUGGUAUCAUGGGUUCUUCAUGUUGACAUACUGGUAUCAUGGGUCCUCCAUAUUGACAAACUGGUAUCAUGGGUUCUCUAUGCUGUCAUACUGGUAUCAUGGGUUCACUAUGUUGACAUACUGGUAUCAUGGGUUCUCCAUGUUGUCAUACUGGUAUCAUGGGUUCUCUAUGCUGUCAUACUGGUAUCAUGGGUUCACUAUGUUGACAUACUGGUAUCAUGGGUUCUCCAUGUUGACAUACUGGUAUCAUGGGUUCACUAUGUUGACAUACUGGUAUCAUGGGUUCACUAUGUUGACAUACUGGUAUCAUGGGUUCUCUAUGCUGUCAUACUGGUAUCAUGGGUUCACUAUGUUGACAUACUGGUAUCAUGGGUUAUCCAUGUUGACAUACUGGUACCAUGGGUUCUCCAUGUUGACAUACUGGUAUCAUGGGUUCUUCAUGUUGACAUACUGGUAUCAUGGGUCCUCCGUGUUGACAAACUGGUAUCAUGGGUUCUCUGUGCUGUCAUACUGGUAUCAUGGGUUCACUAUGUUGACAUACUGGUAUCAUGGGUUCUCUAUGCUGUCAUACUGGUAUCAUGGGUUCUUCAUGUUGACAUACUGGUAUCAUGGGUUCUCUAUGCUGUCAUACUGGUAUCAUGGGUUCACUAUGUUGACAUACUGGUAUCAUGGGUUCUCUGUGCUGUUUUUAAAUCAUUUCAUUGUGAUAUUAAGUGCAAUUUGUAAAAAUGAAAUCUCCAUAAAUAGUUUGUUGUUAUAUGUUUUAUGUUAUUUGUAAGCGGCAUUAAACUCCUGAGGUAAUUUUUUAUUCAAAUAUAGUCAAAUAGUUUAUCAUACUUAUUUUCUUUGUAAUAGUGUUAAGUAUUCAUUUCUCUGUAUUAGUAUUCAGCUUUUACAUUGAUUAAUAUUUGUUUGCAUUUUGUGUGCAGGUGCAUUAACCAUUUCCAAACCUCACUGUAAGCAUCUCCUACGGGGAGACCUCCCUUGACUUGCAGAUAAGACCUCUGUGACCAUGGACGAAAAAUCUGGAUUUCAGCUAUUAUUUUGUAUUCAUUUUUUUUAUUAAAUUUCCAUUAAAUAACUAAGUUG